AUGGGCUCUCAGGUCGUGGUGUUGCUGCUGGUACAGCUGUUGGUGCGAGUGGAACUCGACAUGCUGGGGUGGUCGGAAGAGGACACGCUGUUUGCAGGUUUCGAGAACUCGUCGUUGCUUGCAUGGCCAUGUGGCCGACGAGCCGUGGGGUCUCGUGUGGUGGGUGGAAAGGACGCGACGCUCGGGCGCUGGCCUUGGCAGGGCAGCCUGCGCAUAUGGGGUUUCCACACUUGUGGGGCGAGCUUGCUCAACCGGCGCUGGGUGCUCUCAGCAGCCCACUGCUUUGAAAGCUACCGGGAGCCCUAUCAGUGGUCAGUCCAGUUUGGCGAGCUGUCUGCCUCACCGUCUAUCUGGAACCUGAAGGCCUAUCGCAACCGUUAUGGGAUAGAGCAGAUCUUUCUGAACCCCAAGUAUCUGGGUGGUUCAACUUAUGACAUUGCCAUGCUGAAGCUGUCCUCGGCUGUCACCUAUAGUCAUUACAUCCAGCCCAUCUGUGUCCUGGCCUCUUCUACUGAAUUCCAGGACAGGAAUGACUGCUGGGUGACCGGCUGGGGGAACAUCCAAGAAAGUGAGGGGCUGCCGUAUCCCUACACCCUCCAGGAAGUGCAGGUUGGCAUCAUCAACACCACCAUGUGUAACUACCUCUACUCACAGCCUUAUUACCGCCAGACCAUCUGGGGAGACAUGGUUUGUGCUGGUGAUCCUCAAGGCACCAAGGACGCCUGCUUCGGAGACUCAGGAGGACCCUUGGCCUGUGAAAAGGAAGGGCUGUGGUAUCAAGUUGGAGUCGUGAGCUGGGGAAUAGGCUGUGGUAGGCCCAACCGGCCCGGUGUCUACAUCAACGUCAGUACCCACUACCAGUGGAUCCGGACCCUGAUUUCCCGCAGCAGUAUUCACAGGCCACAGCUCUGGCUGCUGCUGCUGCUGCUCCUCCUCUGGAUGGCCCCACUCCUGCAGCCAGCCUGA
This is a messenger RNA of Molossus molossus (Pallas's mastiff bat), 966 nucleotides long. Its product is annotated as testisin-like. Gene Ontology annotation, biological process: proteolysis. The record is from RefSeq and is a predicted model, not a curated record. NCBI's taxonomy places the organism in Eukaryota, Metazoa, Chordata, Mammalia, Chiroptera, Molossidae. Gene Ontology annotation, molecular function: serine-type endopeptidase activity. The transcript has 7 exons. Bases 1 to 966 code for a protein of 321 amino acids.